AUGGAAGCUCAAUUUAUUAAUGUUCAUCAAUCUCUUUUAACUUAUUGGUCUGAUUAUUUAUCAAAUGUUAAUUAUGUAUGUAUAUUGAUAAAUACAGAUGAUGAUUUAGCAGUACCAUAUAUACUUUCAAAACAAUUAUUACAAACUGGUAUGCAUGCUCGUACUCGUCAUAUACUCAACAAAGAAUUAUUUCCUUUAAAUAUUGAUAUGAUUUCAUAUUAUCGUACUAGUUAUGGACAUAAACUUAUUUACUAA
Rotaria sp. Silwood1 is the source of this 255-nucleotide messenger RNA. NCBI's taxonomy places the organism in Eukaryota, Metazoa, Rotifera, Eurotatoria, Philodinida, Philodinidae. The record is from the annotation of a GenBank genome assembly.